Drosophila melanogaster (fruit fly) is the source of this 8854-nucleotide messenger RNA. RefSeq names its product slowpoke (gene slo). The record is from RefSeq and is marked reviewed. The transcript is spliced from 27 exons. Bases 1037 to 4669 code for a protein of 1210 amino acids. Gene Ontology annotation, biological process: monoatomic ion transmembrane transport; modulation of chemical synaptic transmission; transmembrane transport. Lineage: Eukaryota; Metazoa; Arthropoda; Insecta; Diptera; Drosophilidae. Gene Ontology annotation, cellular component: membrane; plasma membrane. Gene Ontology annotation, molecular function: monoatomic ion channel activity; calcium-activated potassium channel activity.
GCGCAGAAUUGUAUACGCUGCUGACGAGAAAGGUUGGUCCUCGCGUUUGAGCGCGUCGCGUCUUUUAUUCUGGCUUAACACACAAGGAAAAAUUUCGUGGGCAAACAAAGCUAAAUAAGUUGUGAAAGGAAACAUGAGCAGUGUGACUAAGCGCAGUUUCUAAUUUAACCAAAUUCCAAUUCAAAUUCAAAAGAACGAACAACUAUUGAUCAAGACGGCAAAGAAAGAAGCAAACAAACCAAAACGCACAAUGAAACUGAUAAGCUUAACGCAGCUGAUAACACAAUGAAACUCAUCCACGGAUCCGAAAUGCAAUUAUGAAAUAAUCAGCAAGCCGCAAUCCAUCAGCCAGUGAGGAAAAUCCAGCCAGCCAGCCCAAGAAUUUCCACGUGCAACAUUGGCGAGCCGCAGCGACCACAAAUCGUCCAAACACAUUGAUGUGCGAUUUGAGCGUGUGAAUGUUGGCAGCCCUGGAGCCCUGCCUCGGUGGUUUAGCCAGUACUAGAAACCCGAAUAUGAGAACGGAUAGCGAGGGGAAAGCCGUAGCAGCCGCAAGAUCCACUUCGAAAUCCAGAAAGACCAUCAACACCACAUCAGCAAGCGGUCCGCCCGGACCGAAACCGGAACGAACAUGGCCAGCUGGUGCCCCAAUUGCCACGAACUGCCACCGUUCUAUCCGCCCAUCACGCCAAAGGUAAAGCCCUUGAUGUCGUACGUGAUAAAUCCACAGAUACAUAUUCGUACGCCUCGCUUGUGAAAGACCAUCUGAAAUUGUAGAAGUCACGUUAGCGGCUCUGCAAUGAUCUGUAUACGGACUACUGGGAUUAACCUAUCUCUCCAGCUCGUCAAUCAAUCAAUCAUCAAUCAAUCAGUCAUUUUUCCAGCGAUAGUUCGCAGUGCUAGACGCUGCUACUCUUAUCACAUUUUGCUCUACUUCGAACAUAUAAAAGGCAGUGAUCUUUAAUCCAAUAGCUUAUCACUUUGUUUUGAAUCCAAAGGAGCGAGCUCAUUAUAUUAUAUAUAUCAUUAAAAUGGGAUGUCGGGGUGUGAUCAAAGCACUGUCGAAUCAUUGGCCGACGAUCCAACAGAUUCACCAUUCGACGCCGAUGAUUGUCUCAAGGUGCGCAAGUACUGGUGCUUUCUGCUGUCCAGCAUCUUUACAUUCCUUGCUGGCCUGCUCGUGGUGCUGCUAUGGCGAGCCUUCGCAUUCGUUUGCUGCCGCAAGGAGCCGGACCUGGGGCCCAACGACCCCAAGCAGAAGGAGCAGAAGGCAUCCCGCAACAAACAGGAGUUCGAGGGCACCUUUAUGACAGAAGCGAAAGACUGGGCUGGAGAGCUUAUCUCGGGUCAAACAACAACUGGUCGAAUUUUGGUCGUUCUCGUAUUUAUACUCAGCAUUGCAUCCCUCAUUAUAUACUUUGUUGAUGCAUCUAGCGAAGAAGUCGAAAGAUGCCAAAAGUGGAGUAACAACAUUACUCAACAGAUCGAUCUCGCAUUCAAUAUAUUUUUUAUGGUUUACUUUUUUAUACGAUUCAUAGCGGCGUCCGAUAAGCUUUGGUUUAUGUUAGAAAUGUACAGUUUUGUAGAUUAUUUUACAAUACCCCCGUCCUUCGUAUCAAUAUAUUUAGAUCGAACAUGGAUCGGUCUUCGAUUUCUUCGAGCGCUACGUCUCAUGACUGUUCCAGAUAUUUUACAAUAUUUAAACGUACUAAAAACAUCGAGCUCCAUACGCUUGGCUCAACUAGUAUCAAUUUUUAUAUCCGUGUGGUUAACAGCAGCGGGCAUUAUACAUCUGCUGGAGAACUCUGGCGAUCCGCUGGAUUUUAAUAAUGCUCAUCGUUUAUCGUAUUGGACCUGUGUCUAUUUCCUAAUUGUGACCAUGUCAACGGUAGGAUAUGGUGACGUUUACUGUGAGACUGUCCUGGGAAGAACAUUUCUCGUGUUCUUUCUGCUCGUCGGCUUGGCCGUUUUCGCUAGUUGGAUACCAGAAAUCACUGAACUGGCUGCCCAAAGAAGCAAAUAUGGUGGAACAUAUAGCAAGGAUCCUAGAAAAAGACAUAUUGUGGUAUGCGGUCAUAUAACAUACGAAUCCGUGUCGCAUUUCCUGAAGGACUUCCUCCACGAAGAUCGGGAGGAUGUCGAUGUCGAAGUGGUCUUUCUCCAUCGCAAAGAGCCUGAUCUGGAGCUAGAGGGACUGCUGAAGCGUCACUAUACCACAGUGGCCUUUUUUCAGGGCACUAUGAUGAACGCAGUCGACCUGGAGCGAGUCAAGGUUCAUGAAGCCGACGCCUGCCUCGUGCUAGCUAACAAAUAUUGCCAAGAUCCCGACGCAGAAGAUGCUGCCAACAUCAUGAGAGUCAUCUCGAUCAAGAACUACAGCGACGACAUUCGAGUCAUCAUCCAGCUGAUGCAGUACCACAAUAAGGCAUACUUGCUGAACAUACCAUCAUGGGAUUGGAAACAGGGCGACGAUGUCAUCUGCCUGGCCGAACUGAAGCUGGGCUUCAUUGCCCAGAGUUGUUUGGCGCCCGGGUUCUCGACCAUGAUGGCCAAUCUGUUCGCCAUGAGAUCGUUCAAGACGUCGCCAGACAUGCAGUCUUGGACAAAUGAUUACCUGCGCGGCACUGGCAUGGAAAUGUACACUGAAACAUUGAGUCCCACAUUUAUUGGAAUACCAUUUGCUCAGGCCACUGAACUGUGUUUCUCCAAGCUGAAGCUUCUGCUGCUGGCCAUCGAGAUCAAGGGCGCAGAAGAGGGGGCGGACAGCAAGAUUUCCAUCAACCCUCGGGGGGCAAAAAUCCAGGCCAACACCCAGGGUUUCUUCAUAGCACAAAGUGCCGACGAGGUGAAGCGUGCCUGGUUCUACUGCAAAGCGUGUCAUGAGGACAUUAAGGACGAGACGCUGAUCAAGAAAUGCAAAUGCAAAAACUUGGCCACCUUCCGGAAAGGCGUCCGAGCCGUACAAAUGGUUGGGCGUGCAAAUGAACACCAUCCUGCACCCACAUUUACUCCUCCAGAGCUACCCAAGCGGGUGCAUGUGCGUGGAUCUGUAUCGGGUGAUAUCACUCGUGACAGAGAAGAUACGAAUCUACUCAAUCGCAAUGUGCGCCGGCCGAAUGGCACUGGCAACGGUACGGGUGGCAUGCACCACAUGAACAACACGGCAGCGGCGGCUGCGGCAGCUGCGGCGGCGGGAAAACAGGUGAACAAGGUGAAGCCAACGGUGAAUGUGAGCCGGCAGGUGGAGGGCCAAGUGAUAUCGCCAUCGCAGUACAACAGGCCACCAGAGAAUGAUGCUAACCCUUAUGCGGGCUAUCAACUUGCUUACGAAGUUAAAAAGCUCAUGCCGACGAGUCGCAGUUCCGGCACGGGCACACAGAAUCAAAAUGGCGGCGUAUCCUUGCCCGCCGGCAUUGCGGACGACCAGUCGAAGGACUUUGAUUUCGAGAAGACCGAAAUGAAGUACGACUCGACGGGCAUGUUCCACUGGAGUCCGGCAAAGAGCUUAGAAGACUGCAUACUGGAUCGCAACCAGGCGGCCAUGACCGUGCUGAACGGCCACGUGGUCGUGUGCCUGUUUGCCGAUCCCGAUUCGCCGCUGAUUGGGCUGCGGAAUCUGGUGAUGCCGCUGCGGGCAUCCAACUUCCACUACCACGAGCUGAAACACGUGGUCAUCGUGGGCUCGGUGGACUACAUAAGACGCGAGUGGAAGAUGCUGCAGAACCUGCCCAAGAUCUCGGUGCUCAACGGAUCGCCGCUGAGCCGUGCCGACCUGCGGGCCGUUAACGUCAAUCUGUGUGAUAUGUGCUGCAUCCUGUCGGCGAAAGUUCCUAGCAACGACGAUCCCACGCUGGCCGACAAGGAGGCGAUCCUCGCCUCGCUGAACAUCAAGGCGAUGACCUUUGACGACACGAUCGGUGUGCUCAGCCAGCGCGGCCCGGAGUUCGACAAUCUGAGCGCCACCGCCGGCAGUCCCAUUGUGCUGCAGCGGAGGGGCUCGGUCUAUGGCGCCAAUGUGCCCAUGAUAACAGAACUGGUCAAUGAUAGUAACGUGCAGUUUCUCGAUCAAGACGACGACGAUGAUCCAGAUACAGAACUCUAUCUGACGCAGCCUUUCGCCUGCGGCACAGCCUUCGCUGUGAGUGUGUUAGACUCGCUGAUGUCCACGACUUACUUCAAUCAAAACGCCUUAACGCUGAUCCGCUCACUGAUAACGGGCGGCGCCACGCCCGAGCUGGAACUGAUCCUGGCCGAGGGAGCUGGCCUCCGGGGAGGCUACAGCACUGUGGAGAGUCUGAGCAAUCGAGACAGAUGUCGAGUGGGUCAAAUCUCACUGUACGACGGUCCGUUGGCUCAAUUUGGGGAGUGCGGCAAGUAUGGGGACCUAUUUGUGGCAGCCCUCAAGUCGUACGGAAUGCUGUGCAUCGGAUUAUACCGAUUCAGGGACACCAGCUCCAGUUGUGAUGCGAGCAGCAAACGUUAUGUAAUAACCAACCCACCCGAUGACUUUUCACUACUGCCAACAGAUCAGGUAUUCGUUUUAAUGCAAUUCGAUCCGGGCCUGGAGUACAAGCCGCCAGCGGUACGAGCACCUGCAGGCGGACGUGGCACCAACACACAAGGUUCCGGGGUCGGUGGGGGCGGCUCCAACAAGGAUGAUAACUCUUGAUUGUUACUGUGUAGCGCCUUAACUGAUGGUCCUUAUUCGUACAUUUGAACGAUGGAGAAGCUAAACGAAGGCAGAGCAGCGCAUUUUUGGCAACGCAUCCACAACUACAUAUUGGCAUAAGAUAUUUGAUACUCGCGACAAGGCGACAACAAAUCGGCAGCGAAAAAAAGACAUAUUUGUAUGUAAAUCGAUUGUACCGUGUACAAAAGUGAAAUCAAAAGCGUUAAUAAGUUAGAGAUUACGACCAUAACUUGCGUGCCAUUAAAUGCGCUGCUCUGCUCUUUUAUGUGUGUGGGGGGAUGCGGCUCGGUGUAUUUUGUCCAUCCCAACUAACAAUCAAGAGACAACCGGAACCGGAACCACUGACCACCAGAUCAACGUCGACGGCAAUGCCGCCUGCCUCCACACACAUAAAAAGCUAAUCCGGAUCGGGGGACCAAGAACUUUAGCCCUGAUAUCCAUCGUUCAACUGCCAACUGAUUGCUUCCCACAUCAUUCCGUAUGCCUUUUUAGAACCUUGAAAUUAUCAUAUUCUGUAUAUCUAUAAUUUUAGUCUUGCAACUACAUUGGUUGAUUUUGUAUCCUUGUUUAUCCCUAUUAUUUUGUAAUCAACAUUGUGUGCCCCAAUAAAAUAUUCUUAUUAUUAUUAUUUAAUUUUUAAGUUGGUUUUGUCAUUUGGUUCGACCCCAAUUUCGUUCUUCAAGCAACAAUCAUUAGUUAUACUUAUAGGUAUGUAUUUACGUAUGAGUGCUGUCGACUAUCAUUUACAUUAACAUUUACAUUACAUUUAUAUUUAAGAAUCAUUUACCACUAAUUUUCGUUUACAUUUUGAGUUAACUUCAUGGCGCUAUCAUUGCAUAAGAAACAAUUGAAAAUUGAAUUCUAAACGAAAAUCCAUCUUAAUGGUGUGACGUAAGCAAUUGGGAACCAUUAGUGAGGUAAGCUACACAUUAAACAAGGAAACAAGGAAAACUGAGCGAAAAACAAGAAACUACCAAAAACUACAAACUAAGUCUACUCGAUCUGUGUACUCUCAUGUCUCAAAAUCUAUCUCUAAGUCGCUGAAUGCGGCCACAACGCAACAAUUUAUAUCGAACACACCAAUUAAACACUGCAAACAAUGCAUUGCGGAUUGCUUUUGGCUGAGAUACAGAUACUGAUAGCGAGAUACAGAUACAAGGCAAUGAGGCUAAAAUUCAAAAACUGCAUUUAGAAGUUUCUGAGCAUGCGCAAAACGAUUUAUAUAGAGCGAAGCAUAUUGUAAUCAUUAAACUUUUAAUGUAAACCUAAACACAAAUAUCGAUUAAUGACACCUAACACCUUAAAGCCAACAAUCUGCUAGCUAAUUCGUAUGCCUAAAACAAAUACACAUACACAUAUGGCUCGACCUGAACUUUUAUGAAAGCCAGAGAAAACAUGGUUGUUUCUAACGAAGAAUCGCCAAAUCCAGGCAAAUUUGGAGGCAAAUACUAAACCAUAUGCAAAGUACUACACUUAACUAGAUGAGUCUCAGCUUUUUCACUCGACACAAGUCAAAUUUGCUAAUUGCUAAUUCUAAAUUGAACAACUUCUAACAUUCACAUCUCUACACAAAAAAAAAAAAAAAAAAACAACAAACUCGCAGGGCAGAAUGCCCUGAGAAAAUAUUGUAAGUAGCGCAUUCGAAUCAUUAUUGAAUACCACUUAAUAUAGAGGACACCUAGGCCGGAAUAUAUAGAGUGCGACGAAAGCUGAUGAAACGUAGUUAGUAAUAUUUUUUAGUGUAUGUGAAUGUGUGCGCUUUUUACCAGCGAUUUACGAGCAGCAACUGUGGUGUUCUAAACAAAUUUUGAUAGAUACAAUCGGUAACCAAAUGGCGAAAACGUUAAGUUCCAACUCCGACUUCUGGCUAUAACCAUCUGUACUAACUUCUCUACCAACUUCACGCACUUGCGCUCGAAACUUUCGAAAGGAACGCUCUGAUUUUUGUACAUAGCCUGUAAAUAUGAUAAGUAACUAAAGCAUCUCGACUAUGAUAUCGUUUAACCCGUUUAUCCUGUGCUGUUUCGUUUUGCCGUUCACAAAGCAAGAGUUUUCGGAUCAUAAUUGUAAUUUGUUCAAAUGAUAAACACUGCCAAAGCGUAUAGAAAUCACAUUAAAUGUAGAGAUCACAACCAAAACUAAAAAAUAAAAAUCAAGCAAACCGCAUUCAUCAAUAGUGGGAAAACCAAAGAAGCGUAACAAGAAAAAUGGCACAGAAUAGCAACAACCACUGGAUUUGUUUUGUUUGAUUGUUUCCACACAUGAUUAGCGAAUAACAAAUUUAAGUAAAACGAAUUCGAGCUUUUAAAUUUAAUACGAAGAGUAAAACAUAAACGUUUAUAAGCGAAAAUAAAAGAGCCAAUUACCAAUUCGUUUCAUAAUUGAUUUGUAGUGGAAUUUUGUGCAGCCUAGACUUACCCAGAACGUAAAUUAAAAACAAAAUAUGUGAAUAUUAUGCGCCUUCGAAAUUGAUGUAAAAGUAUGAUGUAUGUAGCCGAGCGAUGUGAGAAACAUUAAAACUCCAUUAAAGUACAUUUAAUUUAAUGGUAAAGGUAACGGUAAUGGUAAUGGUAAUGGUAAAGGUAAUGAUAAACGUAAUAGUCAAGUGUAAAUGUUAACGAAUCGAGAGCAUAGCAUAGCUUAGCAUAAACUAUGACGACUAGUUAUCGCGACAAGCAGUUCAUAUAUUGUUAAUGAUAAACUUAUUAUUAAAUCGACAACAAAACGCAUUUGCAAUCCUAAAAUAAAAUUAAUAAUAAAAAGAAAUAACAAAAAUCGAUGCAUUGGCGGUGGCGUAGCGAAAACCCAAAAGUUAAACAUAAUUUUUAAAUGAAUAAACUAGUUAUUAAAUUUAUAGAAACCUCACUUAUACACCAACACCACACCGAUACUCACACACACACACACAAGCCCACAUUCACACACACACACACACACUCAACAGCGAUGAACCCAACAACAAGAACAAAAAUGAACUCUCGAUGUUGUGAAACUUGAUAAAAUCAUGUUUACGAUAUAGCAGAUCUACAUAAAUGAAAUAAAAAUAAAAAUGAAUGCAGAUAUAGUACAUACUCAACCAAGGCAAAGCAGAAACUAUCCGAAAGAAAGCUUCUCUGAAUCAAAGGAAAUUAAUCGAAAAAUAUAGAAAAGAAAAACACGCUGACAAAGCUGCCUUUCCCAAUCGCAUUUCCCAAUUCCUAAUUGAUUAUUAAUGAUUGAUAAUAACUUCGAGUAUUUUUCUACUUCGCUCAAUUCAACAUUUCCGAGCAGCUUUGUUUUCAACAAAUAAUAUAUAUUUACAUGCAUAUAUAUUAAUAAUGUCGCAUACAACUACUCAAUGCCGUAUAAAUUAGCGUAAGUGCAAAGGUUUUUGUAGAAAACUCGUCAAUAAAAAUGAAAACAAAAAAAAAAAAACGUAUAAAAUAUAUUAUCAUACUCGUAAAUGUGAAGCUAUGCAGCAUUUUACUGUAGUUAGAUUUUUUGUAUAGAAUCAACGUUUGCAGAUAAAAACCAAAACGAAAACCGAAACUAAUAUGAUAAUUUUACAGGUUUAAGGCGGAAAUGUUCAUUUUUUUAAGGAAUAACGAUAUUAAGAUAUCAUAAUUAACAUAACAAAUUGCAACUAAAAAACCAAGCAAAAAAAGAAAAACGAAAAAAUAUUUUUUAUAAUUUCGCAGCACUUUCACAUGAUACCCGCACACGCACACAUACACAUCCGGCAAUGUGUGCUAAAUAAAUUGUAUAAAUAAUGCAAACCCAAAAAAAAAAAAAACAAUGCAAAUCAUAUUAAUGUAGUUACAUUUUUUUAGUUUUUACUCGCUAUUUAUAUGAGGUAUAUUUACACAACGGAAAACGUAAAAGUAGACAUAAAUAAAACGUAAAAAGCGAUAAAAAAAAUUCAUUAAUUUACAUUGAAAUUAAAGUAAACUAAACCGAAAUCAGAGCAGAAAGCAUAAAAUGACAAAUUAGUUUAAAAUGGUCCUGCAAAGGCAAAAACAACAAAAAAUAAACAACAUUUUAAAUAACAAAUUGAAGAGCUAAAAAUGCAUAUUUUAAACAUUUGUCUAAAACGCAACCGAAAGAAAAAACCAAAAGAAAUGAUAAAUGUAUGAAAUAAAAGGUAUAAUAAUAAUAUUAUGUUGUUAAUGUUUAAAAAACCUUGUU